This is a messenger RNA of Tupaia belangeri chinensis (Chinese tree shrew), 1954 nucleotides long. RefSeq names its product polypeptide N-acetylgalactosaminyltransferase 1 (gene GALNT1). Gene Ontology annotation, molecular function: polypeptide N-acetylgalactosaminyltransferase activity. NCBI's taxonomy places the organism in Eukaryota, Metazoa, Chordata, Mammalia, Scandentia, Tupaiidae. Gene Ontology annotation, cellular component: Golgi apparatus. Gene Ontology annotation, biological process: protein O-linked glycosylation. Bases 161 to 1840 code for a protein of 559 amino acids. The record is from RefSeq and is a predicted model, not a curated record. The transcript has 12 exons.
GAAAUGUGGGACAUGUGGAUUUGGGAUAUGAAUUCAUUUGAAAAACCACUGUGGGGGUAUGAACGUGAUUUCUGAUGAAACUGGAUUGGAAUAAUUUUCAUGAUCUUUGUAUAUUUAUAUAUAUAUAUAUUUUAAAAUUUUGCAUUUGACUUAAAGUGCCAUGAGAAAAUUUGCAUAUUGCAAGGUGGUCCUAGCCACCUCCUUGAUUUGGGUACUCUUGGAUAUGUUCCUGCUGCUUUACUUCAGUGAGUGCAACAAAUGUGACGAGAAAAAGGAGAGAGGACUUCCUGCUGGAGAUGUUCUAGAGCCAGUACAAAAGCCUCAUGAAGGUCCCGGAGAAAUGGGGAAACCAGUUGUCAUUCCCAAGGAAGAUCAAGAAAAGAUGAAAGAGAUGUUUAAAAUCAAUCAGUUCAACUUAAUGGCAAGUGAGAUGAUAGCACUCAACAGAUCUUUACCUGAUGUUAGGUUAGAAGGGUGUAAAACAAAGGUGUAUCCAGAUAACCUUCCUACUACCAGUGUGGUGAUUGUAUUCCACAAUGAGGCGUGGAGCACCCUUCUGCGAACUGUCCAUAGUGUCAUUAAUCGCUCACCAAGACACAUGAUAGAAGAAAUUGUUCUAGUAGAUGAUGCCAGUGAAAGAGACUUUUUGAAAAGGCCAUUAGAGAGUUAUGUGAAAAAACUAAAAGUACCAGUUCACGUCAUCCGAAUGGAGCAACGCUCUGGGUUGAUCAGAGCUAGGUUAAAAGGAGCUGCCGUGUCUAAAGGCCAAGUGAUCACCUUCUUGGACGCUCACUGUGAGUGCACAGUGGGGUGGCUGGAGCCUCUGCUCGCCAGGAUCAAGCAUGACAGGAAAACAGUAGUAUGCCCCAUCAUUGACGUGAUCAGUGACGAUACUUUUGAGUACAUGGCAGGCUCAGAUAUGACUUACGGUGGAUUCAACUGGAAGCUGAAUUUUCGCUGGUAUCCUGUUCCCCAACGAGAGAUGGACAGAAGGAAAGGGGAUCGGACUCUUCCUGUCAGGACACCUACAAUGGCAGGAGGCCUUUUUUCAAUAGACAGAGAUUACUUUCAGGAAAUUGGAACAUAUGAUGCUGGAAUGGAUAUUUGGGGAGGAGAAAACCUAGAAAUUUCCUUUAGGAUUUGGCAGUGUGGAGGAACUUUGGAAAUUGUUACGUGCUCACAUGUUGGACAUGUGUUUCGGAAAGCGACACCAUACACGUUUCCAGGAGGCACAGGGCAGAUUAUCAAUAAAAACAACAGACGGCUUGCAGAAGUAUGGAUGGAUGAAUUCAAGAAUUUCUUCUAUAUAAUUUCCCCAGGUGUUACAAAGGUAGAUUAUGGCGAUAUAUCAUCAAGACUCGGUCUUAGACACAAACUACAAUGCAAACCUUUCUCUUGGUAUCUAGAGAAUAUUUAUCCUGAUUCCCAAAUUCCACGUCACUAUUUCUCAUUGGGAGAGAUACGAAACGUGGAAACAAAUCAGUGUCUAGAUAACAUGGCUAGAAAAGAGAACGAGAAAGUCGGCAUUUUUAAUUGCCAUGGUAUGGGAGGUAAUCAGGUUUUCUCGUACACUGCCAACAAAGAAAUUAGGACAGACGACCUUUGCUUGGAUGUUUCCAAACUUAAUGGCCCAGUCACCAUGCUCAAAUGCCACCACCUAAAAGGCAACCAGCUUUGGGAGUACGACCCAGUGAAAUUAACCCUACAGCAUGUGAACAGUAAUCAGUGCCUGGAUAAAGCCACAGAAGAGGACAGCCAGGUGCCCAGCAUUAGAGACUGCAACGGAAGCCGGUCCCAGCAGUGGCUUCUUCGAAAUGUCACCCUUCCAGAAAUAUUCUGAGACCAAAUUUAUGAAAUGGAAAAAAAAAAAGAAAAAGAAAGAAAAAAAUACAGAUUGACUGGGCUACCUCACCAUACAUUUCUGCCACACUCUUAAGUAGCAAAAAAGGAAAAG